Messenger RNA from Phytophthora nicotianae INRA-310, 372 nucleotides. RefSeq lists its product as hypothetical. The transcript has a single exon. Lineage: Eukaryota; Oomycota; Peronosporomycetes; Peronosporales; Peronosporaceae. Gene Ontology annotation, molecular function: nucleic acid binding. The record is from RefSeq and is a predicted model, not a curated record. Bases 1 to 372 code for a protein of 123 amino acids.
AUGCGACGAACAGCAGUCGCAGCUGCGCUUACGCGCUACCCGGUGUCUGCUAUGCUAAAGGAGGGCCGCUUACAUCGCCGCUCCACGCGUAUUAAGCCGGCUCUAACGACCGAAAACAAGCACAUGAGGGUGGAGCAUGUGCUGAGCUAUAUAGAUGAUGCAACACACAAUUUCGAGCCCAUGGAGAACGUGAUACACAUCGACGAGAAGUGGUUUAAUCAAGACAAGAACACACGCACGUACAUGCUUCUUGAAGGUGAGCUGCCACCACAGAGAGACCGCAAGAGCAAGAACUUCAUCCCCAAGUUUAAAAAACCUUGCACUGGCAUAAAGCAUUCGUGUAAUCAUUCUCAGCCAGAGGAAGUACUGUAA